CCUAUCACUUUAAAUCUUCAAUCUCUGGUACAGCAGAGAUCAUAAACUCUUAUAGUUAGAGACGAGAGGAGGGAAAUAUAUCACCAUUAACACCUGGGAUAUCUCAGAGCACUUUACAGCCGGUUGCUCACAGAUAUCUAUUACACAUAAUUCUGUCUACAUAGAUAGCUCUUUCAUAAGCACUUAAUAUUGUUUACCAAAGAAAUGGUGAUGGAGAAGCCAAGUCCCCUGCUUGUAGGGCGGGAGUUUGUGAGGCAGUAUUACACACUUUUAAACAAGGCACCAGAUUUCCUGCACAGGUUUUAUGGGAGGAAUUCUUCCUACGUUCAUGGAGGACUUGACCCAAGUGGGAAGCUGGCGGAAGCGGUGUACGGGCAAGCGGAAAUCCACAAGAAGGUCAUGUCCCUGCAGUUCAGUGAGUGCCACACAAAGAUCAGGCAUGUGGAUGCCCAUGCCACACUGAGUGAUGGAGUGGUGGUGCAAGUCCUUGGCGAACUGUCCAACAAUGGUCAGCCCAUGAGGAAGUUUAUGCAAACAUUCGUGCUUGCUCCAGAGGGUUCGGUGGCAAACAAGUUCUACGUCCACAAUGACAUCUUCCGUUAUGAAGAUGAGGUUUUUGGAGACUCUGAAGCUGAGCUUGAUGAAGAAUCAGAGGAGGAGGUUGAAGAGGAGCAAGAGGAGAGGCAGGCAUCCCCUGAGCCACUUCAAGAAAGCCCCAACAGCACCACCUAUUACGAACCUCACCCUGUCACUAAUGGAGUAGAGGAGCCCAUGGAGGAGCCUGCUCCAGAGCCUGAGCCCGAGCCUGAACCAGAACCCAAAGUAGAGGAGAUAAAGCCUGAAGUAGAUGAGAAGGUUCUGGAAGAGAUGGAGGAGAAAGCACCGUCACCGGCCCCUGUGGAGUCCCCACCAAACACCCAGGAGCCUCCCAAGACCUUCUCGUGGGCCUCAGUGACCAGUAAAAACCUGCCUCCUAGCGGCACAGUCGCCUCCUCUGGAAUCCCACCCCAUGUUGUUAAAGCUCCAAGCUCACAGCCCAGAGUUGAAGCCAAGACGGAGACACAGACGGCACCUCUUCGGCCCAGAGACCAGCGGACACGCGACAGACCAGCCUUCAUUCCGCGGGGUCCCAGGCCUGAUGGUGUUGCGUCUUCGGAGUCACAAACGGGGAAACCACACUUGAGUUUUGUUAACAAAGGUAGUCGGGGAGAAAAUGAAUCUGGUGACAUGGACAGCAGGCGGAUCGUGCGGUACCCAGACAGUCACCAGCUUUUUGUUGGAAACCUCCCGCAUGACAUCGACGAGAGCGAGCUCAAAGAGUUCUUCAUGACAUAUGGAAAUGUUGUGGAGCUGCGGAUCAACACCAAGGGCGUUGGUGGGAAGCUGCCCAACUUUGGAUUUGUGGUCUUUGACGACGCUGAACCUGUUCAAAGAAUCCUGGGGGCCAAGGUAGAAGGGCCCAUCAUGUUCCGAGGCGAGGUGCGUCUGAACGUGGAGGAGAAGAAGACGAGGGCGGUGCGUGAACGAGAGACCCGCGGCGGAGGAGACGACCGUCGGGACAUGAGGCGCAACGACCGGGGCCCCGGAGGUUCGAGAGGCAUCGUGGGAAGCGGAAUGAUGCGAGAGCGUGACGGGAGGGGACCACCACCUCGAGGCGGCAUGGCCCCCAAACCUGGCAUGGGCUCCGGAAGAGGCUCCGGUGGCCAGGGAGAGGGUCGCUUCACGACCCAGCGCCGCUGAGAAGAGCACCACCUGCAGUGUGGAAGUAGUACCGUGUUCUUCAUCUUCAACCGUUCUCGUUAACGAAAAGAAAUCUUCAUGUAUAAACGUAUAUAUUUGUUUUUUUUUGUUUUAUUUUUUUAUUUUUUUUGUUCCCUCUUUGCUUUGGAAUGUGACACAGCCUGUCAACCUUUGUUUGUGAAAUAGACAAAACAAAAUAAGCAAACAAAAAAAUUUGUUUAUCAGUUGUGAGCUGAGCAUCCUUUUCGGGUAUCUCAAGAAUUCACAAACUUUAAUUUGUAAAUUUGUGGAAAAAAGGCGAACCAACCAGGAGUAAUCUGCCACAUUAGGAGGGACUGAUGAGACUUUUAACUACGAUAAUACAGCCCAUCAUUUGGAAAAGAGAUUAUAUGCCUUGACUUAACUGGGGCGCUGCUUCACGAAAUCCCUCUAUUGCACAUUUUAUAUGGUAGUUUUCUGCCCGUUACUGUUGGAAAAGAGUGAGAUGCAAAAAUUUGUGCAGUUCCAGGGGAAAAGCUUGCCUUUUACUUUUUCCUUUUUGAGAGACCACUGCUUCAAAAUUGCAUAAUGCACUCAUCAAUAUGCACUAAUGGGUACUUUUGUCGUAUUACAUUGACAUCCAUGCUCGGAAUGCAGCUGGAGAGACCUGUUUUGUCUCAAAGCGAUACGACUUUCCGGGGCAGGCCUCGCUCACAGCCCGUCUGCUGUGACCAAUGUACUUUUCACACUUUUGACCCAAAACUACGCUUCAAUUACUGCUGGAUGGACAAGAUGAUGAGCAAAUCUACAUUAUAUUUUUCCUCAUUUAUAAAUCAAAUAAAAGCUCAAAUCCUGGACUUUCACCAAAUGAGUGGCGGGACAAAGGAUACACAAGAAACAAAGUUGAACAAUAGAAGAGUGGUGUAAUGAUGGCGGCUCGCUCUGUUUUUUUUUUUCUUCUUUUGAUUCUAAGUUUUUCUUCAUGUUUUUCCCUGCCAGCUAGACCGCGAAACUGGGAUGGACGACACCUUUCCCUCCCUCUUCCCUCCCUUCCUCGCUGAAGUGCGGAGUAACAGAAUAAAUGUACAGCAGAAAUCAUAGUUUACUGUAUGUUUUGUUUUCUGUGUAUAUUUUCAUUUCUCUCUCUCUCUCUCGACUUGAUAAAAGCAUGAAUGGUGCCUUCUAUUUCACCUUUUCCAGUCUUACUAAAGCGGUUUGAGGCUUUCUGCCUCCUAAUACGGAGCUGCUCAUUUUGAACUAUUGUUUUUGGGAGCAGAUCGGGAAAAAAAAAAUUGCAGUAUUCACAAGUUUUCAUUUUUUCAGGUGCAUAUUUCAUUUUUUCCAUACUGGUUUACUACCUAAGAUGAUCUGCUGUGAGUUUUGUACAUUUGUUUUGUAUCGUGUCUGUUUGUAGAGACAAUAGGUGCCUCCAGUUCUGUUGUUAAAUGGUUAAGAGGUGCAUCUGAAGAACAACCCCACCCCCUCCCCCUUGAAACUCCCCCAAACAAAAGGUACAUUAAAGAUGGUGGCAGUGAAACGCUUGCUCCUUGGUUUAACAAGUCAUAGCUCGACACAACCGCGAUUACAGUGAACUUAAGGUUUGCAGUUUGGAAAUGUCUCACAAUGUGAUCCAGAUUCUGUUGAUCCUUCCUUUCAGUCUGACCAUAGUUUUUGCGACUCAUGGUAGCACUCGGGUUAAUCCCUGGACUCAAAAGUUGUCAGACUGUUCUUUUCUCAGCAACAAUUUUGUAAUGAUCUGUGUGGGUGAGCUGGCCGUCGUUCCAGCCUACAGACUCUAGCAAAUAAUUGUGCUCACUUUUCUAGCCGUUUAUGCAUUUGUAUUUUCAUAAUGCUGAUUAUUCAUUGUGCUUAUUUUUACUCUUUUUUUCCAUUCAAAGCAAGUCUGAUCUGAAUGCUAUACUAGUCGUCUCUCUCUUGUCCUCUGGCGUAUUUGCUUUUUACCACUCGGUAGGGAGGGAAGACCUUUUGGUUUCAGCUGGAAAGGAAAACAUGAUCUAUUAUUUUUUUGUUAUCUUGCACUGAAAUGGGAAGUGAAAUCGAUGUAGCAUUUUUCUGGACAAAUAUACUAAUGAGGUCUUCCUUGUCUGGCGGUAUUGCACUAUUUACAACAUUUCUGGGACAAUCUGUAAUUUUGAACACAAGACUCCAAAUUUCUCAUCUGGCAGUGAAAAAAGAAAUUGUUAGUGCUCAUCUUGUUAUCCGCAUGAAGUAAUAUUUGCAGUUAAAACAAGAUUUGAUGUACCGACGUGGCAUAUUUUGUGUAGUUUUCCACAGUAAUGCUCGGCUACUCUCCCUUUAGUAGUUGAGAUUAAAUAUUCUCAGAUGUGAGAUUAGUUUUCAAUAGAGAGACUCUUAAUUUUGACCUAAUAUUACAGAAAAAUUGCAGCUCUUUGGUCCUUGAGUGUUUUUAACAGACGGUGUCUGCUGGGUGCCUCUACCCCGAAUGUUUAUUUGUCAGGUAAUUGCUUAACUUGAGCACUUGACUGCAAUCAUACUUUUUACAGCAAUGGUCAAUGAAGAGGGUGACGAAGAAGAGCCAUCAUGCUUUCAGACCAGUUUGUGCUUUUUACAUCAUAGUAGUGGUAAAAUGUUUAAGGAUAUAAAUUUACAGUUGGAUAGUUCUUCUUUUUCACUGAGGUUUUCAAAGACCCUUUUCCAAACUUUUAAAAAGGAUCCUUAAAAGAGAGAAAUAAAAGCUGUAAUUUAAUUUUCCUGUGGUUGAAGAUGCAGUAGAGCGGAUCCUCAUUGUGAAUCAUUCCAAUCCUUUUUGAAUGGAAAUAGAAGUACCUUCUUGGCUUUAGCAGGUGUGGUAAACAGUUGGCUGCCAUCUUAAUUUUACUGUGUUUACCCUUUACUUGUUGCUAGUUCAAAAGUGUUGCAGGUGGAGAAUCUUUUUUUUUUUCUUUUGUUCUUUUUUUUCCUUUCUAUUUUGAAUGUGUUGGACUUAACAUACAAUAAACUACUGAUAUCAGCACCACUCA
Molecule: messenger RNA, 4721 nt
Organism: Sebastes umbrosus (honeycomb rockfish)
Lineage: Eukaryota; Metazoa; Chordata; Actinopteri; Perciformes; Sebastidae
Gene: g3bp2
Product: GTPase activating protein (SH3 domain) binding protein 2
Exons: 13
Coding region: 205-1740 (511 amino acids)
Cellular component (GO): cytosol; ribonucleoprotein complex
Molecular function (GO): mRNA binding
Source: RefSeq, a predicted model, not a curated record